AUGAUAUUUGCUCCCACAAGUCCCUCUUCUGGUCCAUAUCUACCACCCAUUCCGAAUUCUACAAAGCCUCUGUUUGAAAGAAGGGGCCGGAAAUCACGUUUCCAGAAACGUUCCUUUUCGUCCUCUCCUCAACCACCCCUUCGUCUCAAAGUGCCCCUACCACCAACGACCAACACGCUCGAUGCCAACGAACGAGCUGAUCUCAUACGGAGAAAUCGCAAGUUGGUGCAACUGUUAGGACAAACCCCGGGAGUUGAAAUGGCUACGUCAGAAAUAGAGGAACCACGUCUAUUUAAGAUAUUACCGCAGCCCGCCUUCUCUGCUUUGUUGGGAUCAUCGAAACAGAAGCAUCAUCGUCAUGCAAUGUCUGUAUCUAUCGCUGUCAAGACUCCGGGUUUCAAAUCGGAACCGUCAUCGUCAUGGCAAGUCGUAGACUAUCCAUCAACGCACAGCGGUCGCAGAUAUUCUGCUCCCUACACCCCAAGUAGCUUUACAUUCUACCUUGAUGAUUCACAGGAGCUACCAGCCACUCACGAUCAUCACGGCCCGCACCGCCAUCGGGAUCCGCAGCACAAAUGUGGUUCUCCAACUUCUUUCAUUGAUCUUUCAGACGAAGAUAUAUCACAUGAUGCUUCGGACGUGAUCAGUAUAGAAAUGCCGACCACGGGAUAUAGUCGCCGAAUCUUCCAUCAUUCAUCGUCGACACCAUCUGUGGUGGAGACCUUGACGCCCGAAGAACAAGCCGAAGCCGAGAGAAGAAGAAAGCGUGACAAGUUGGCUAAACUCCACCGUUUCCUUGGCUCUCGCGUCCCUACGGACUUAGUUGUUGGUCAUAUAGCGGGUCCGUCUUUACCUCCAUCGUCGAUGCCUGUGGACGGCAGCGACAUGUGGCUUUACAGACGAAGGAGCGGUUCAUCCGCCCCAUCGUUCGAGCGUGUCAAGACAGAACUCGAUGACGAGGAGAAGGCUUUGAAUGUCAGGCGUGCUCAGAAGAUGGAAAAGCUUUUCGGUAUCCCCCCUCCGCAAACCUUGUAUCAUACUCGCCAUGCUCCUGCAACAGUGGCUCGCUCUCAACCGACAUCCCCUGUAGCGUCCCCUAUGACCCCGACUUACAUACCCGCCAAUGGUCCUGGUUUCUCUCAGCGUAAUCCAAACCAAUCUGCGUACAUGAAGGGGAAGAAAUCACAUCAUCGCCCGGGAACUUCGGAUUCAACUACAUUCCUCAUUCCGUUCAAGCCCAGCUCUCCAGAGCCUCAGACGUCUGGCUUUCUGGAUACGCUCGUACAAUCUUCUGUGUACAUGAACUAUCAGCAUUCUAUCGCGUCUCUGACGGACAUUAUUGAACGAGUGAGUGGACAGACGGGGAAUUAUGUACGGCACUCACAAUUCGAUAGGAUGACAGGGCGUCUCUUGCGGAGCUUCAUCGGUUCCUCCACGGGGAUCUAG
Molecule: messenger RNA, 1446 nt
Organism: Suillus clintonianus
Lineage: Eukaryota; Fungi; Basidiomycota; Agaricomycetes; Boletales; Suillaceae
Exons: 3
Coding region: 1-1446 (481 amino acids)
Source: RefSeq, a predicted model, not a curated record